Molecule: messenger RNA, 1649 nt
Organism: Sceloporus undulatus (fence lizard)
Lineage: Eukaryota; Metazoa; Chordata; Lepidosauria; Squamata; Phrynosomatidae
Product: putative threonylcarbamoyl-AMP synthase
Exons: 7
Coding region: 38-916 (292 amino acids)
Biological process (GO): regulation of translational fidelity
Cellular component (GO): cytoplasm
Molecular function (GO): double-stranded RNA binding; nucleotidyltransferase activity; tRNA binding
Source: RefSeq, a predicted model, not a curated record
CUUCGUCAACCUGGUACUUCUCUGUCUGACUGUUGUGAUGGAGAUGGUGGUUGUCUGCUUCCUUCUCUUCACUGUGGAAAGCCUCCCAGUUCCUCUGGAAGUUGCGAUGCUGACCCUCUUCAGCCUCAUCUGCCUCUAUGGGGCCACAGCUUCCCUCGCAAAUUGUGUCUUUGGCAAAGAGCUCCUCCUGAUGGGAUCCCCUCUCCUGAGAGCUGAGAGGGCUGAAAAGGAAUCCAAGCCCCUGCCACCCUGUGUCUGCCCAUCUUCCCACCGGACCAGUGGGCUCCGGACCAUCGCUGACAAGCUGACCAUUGGCGGGGUGUGCGGCAUUCCCACAGAUACUGUUUAUGCCCUCGCAGCCUCCUGCAAACAUCCCAAAGCCAUUGAGAAGAUCUACAGAAUCAAGGACCGGCCUCAGGAGAAGCCCAUCUGCAUCUUCAUCUCAAAUCUGGGCCAGCUCCGGGAAGCCUCCCCACCCUUCAGCCCUUUGCUCUGGGAAUUCAUGGAGAACGUUUAUCCCGGAGGCAUUGGCUGCAUCGUCCAGAAGGGAGAGUGGCUAAAGAAACUAGGGAUUGGAGCUGGGUAUGACCACGUGGGGACCAAAGAGAGCAUCAUGAUCAGAGUCCCUGACCAGACAGUCACCGUCCACCUCAUAGACAUGACCGGCCCCUUGGCCAUCACUUCUGCUAAUCCCAGUGGAGAGACCGACAGUACCCACCAUGACAUGGUCAUCUCACGUCUCGGCCACAAGUUGGAGGGAGUCCUCUGCGAUGGGGAGUCAAAUGAGUUGAUGGCAUCCACGGUGGUCAACUGCACACAGAUAGAUGAAGUGGGCAUCACCAUCCUGAGAGAAGGAUGCAUCCCAGCAGCCAAGGUGAUGCAAAUCUUUGAGAAGGUGAAGAACCACAGAGUAUGAGUUCUAGAAUAGUUACGGUCCAGAAAGCUUUGCUUCUCUUGAACUCAGGGGCCCCCUCGCCUCUCAUUUGGAAGACCAUUUCCCACUUGGCUUCUCAUUCUUUGAGCUGUGGCAUCUGCUGAUUACAUACAUACAUACAUACAUAUUUCUUUCUGCCUCAUCACUAAAUGUUUUUUGUGGAAAUCGGGUUGACUGAUUGUCUGAAAUAACCAGAGACCGCUGAAUACAUAGCUGGGUUCCACAACAUCACACCUUGGUAAUCGUGGCCAAGGGAGAGGUGAGGCCAACCACCCUAGGUGGACAUUACCCUUAUUUUUUCCAAAAGUAGGGAACAAAAUAACCCCAUGUAACACACAAACACAAUUGGGCAUGAGGAAUCAUAGCUCAGUGGACGCUCCAAGUAUGCAAAGCAUUCCCACCUCAAAUCCUACGAUCUCCAGGUAAGGCUGAGAAAGGCCCUUCCAAGCUUGAAAUCUUGGAGGAUCACUACCAGUUGGUGUGGACAAAUAUGGAGAUCAGUGGACCAGAACUUGGGAAAGUUGGCCCCUUUGGAUUACAACUCCCAGAACCGCUAAUAUCAGUGUGUAUGCAUUUAUGUUAGUUUCUGUUACCUGAAUGCUGCCUUUGCACCUGUAUUAUUUACCAACCGGCUUCAUAGUGAAGUCCACUGGGGUAGAAAUAAAAAUGUUUUGUGUCUUACUGUUAAGGGUUGUUUAAGGCUGACUGUUAUUUA